GCCGAAAUGUUCCUCCGAGCCGAGCGGACCGUCAGUCAGAAAGUCCGAACUUCCGGAGAUUAUUAUUAUUAUCAUUAUCAUUAUUAUUAUUAACUUGAAGAUCAUAGAAAUCUCUCCCUCUACCAGCAACGUCGCCUUUUGAGAUUCGGUUAUUUUACUUGCAGUAUUUUCGUCGCUGUCUCUCUUCCGCUGUAGACAUACGUAUACGUAUUCGGGACUACAACGAUGAGAGCCGCCGUCACAUCUGGCAGGCUGCUCCGACAGCUCUCCACCAGCAGCAGGGCAUCGCCAGCAACACUGACAGUACAACGGUCUCGAUUCCCGGGAGAUGUGCCUAACAACGUGUGUCUCCUAUGUCAGCAUUGGUCUGGAAGUGCUAGAAUUACGCGCCCGCAGGCCCAUCCUGAGCAAAUAGGGCGACGGUUUGCUUCCACAAGCAAAGACUCCGCCGCGACGCCCGCGUCCGAAUCAAACGCGGAUGGAGUUGAAGACAAUGACUCCGUGGCUGGCAUAAUGGCCGUUAGUCCGGACGUCUCCAACUACUAUAGCAUUUUCCCCAAGACUCUCCCGAACGGUCCGCCGCCCAACUCUCCUUUCGACAUCUCAGUUGCCGAUCUUCGUCGCGAAUUCCUUGCUCUCCAGAACCAGAUACACCCGGAUAAGCAUGCCCCUGGCCAUGCGAAGGAACGAGCAGAAGCCCUGUCUUCUCGCAUCAAUGAGGCGUACCGGACGCUGGCAGACCCGCUAGCGAGAGCACAAUAUAUCCUCGCCCAUUGGCACGGAAUCGACGUGAUGGCCGAGGACGGAUCGUCUCAACAUGCAUUGGAUCCGGAGAUGCUGAUGGAAGUGAUGGAUGUGCAGGAGACCAUCGAGGAAGUCGGGGCUGAUCCUCAGGCGGAAGCGGAGAUUGAGCGACUCAAGGGAGAAAAUAAUGCCCGACUGGAGGAGACGGUGAAGGCGUUAGGAGAAGCUUUCGACCACGGCGACAUAGAGGCGGCAAGGAAAGAAUGCGUUCGCCUCCGGUUCUGGUACAGCCUCGCACAAGCCCUGCGGGACUGGGAACCGGGCACAACGGAGCUUAGAAUCGUGCAUUGAGUUGAUGCGGAUUUAAAUACGAUUUAGAAGAUCGCUCCUCCAUCGAGUAUCAGCACCUUUUUUUUUUACCGUGAAAGGUGGCUGGGAUCAUGGACCUAUUGCUGAAUGAACGCAGCAUCGGUGGCUGGUGGUGAUCUGGAAGAAUUUUCUUAGAACCACGUAGUUAUAUAUAGCAUGUAUAUUAUGCCAUAUUUCGAUACAGAUCAGAAUUACUCUAAUAAUGGAUUCACCGUUUGAUCUAGAAGGCCACAGCGAACAGGCCA
This is a messenger RNA of Paecilomyces variotii, 1358 nucleotides long. Its product is annotated as HSCB C-terminal oligomerization domain-containing protein. Gene Ontology annotation, cellular component: mitochondrion. Lineage: Eukaryota; Fungi; Ascomycota; Eurotiomycetes; Eurotiales; Thermoascaceae. Bases 226 to 1095 code for a protein of 289 amino acids. Gene Ontology annotation, biological process: [2Fe-2S] cluster assembly; protein complex oligomerization. The record is from RefSeq and is a predicted model, not a curated record. The transcript has a single exon. Gene Ontology annotation, molecular function: ATPase activator activity; protein-folding chaperone binding.